AUGCCGGAAUUGUCAUCAAAGGGCAUCGCUAUUUCCAAAAAGGGAUUCAAAAAAGCGGUUAGCAAAACUCACAAGAAGGAGGAGAAAAAGCGCAAAAAGUGUCGCAAAGAGAGCUAUUCCAUUUAUAUCUAUAAGGUGUUGAAGCAGGUUCAUCCAGAUACUGGUAUUUCUUCAAAGGCCAUGAGCAUCAUGAAUUCCUUUGUAACUGACAUCUUCGAACGAAUCGCAGGGGAGUCGUCGCGCUUGGCCCAUUACAACAAGCGCUCGACCAUCACUUCCAGGGAGAUCCAGACAGCCAUGCGCCUGUUGCUGCCUGGGGAGUUGGCCAAGCACGCUGUGUCUGAGGGUACUAAGGCCGUUACAAAGUACACGAGCUCCAAGUAA
Messenger RNA from Propithecus coquereli (Coquerel's sifaka), 384 nucleotides. Its product is annotated as histone H2B type 1-A-like. Bases 1 to 384 code for a protein of 127 amino acids. NCBI's taxonomy places the organism in Eukaryota, Metazoa, Chordata, Mammalia, Primates, Indriidae. Gene Ontology annotation, molecular function: structural constituent of chromatin; DNA binding; protein heterodimerization activity. Gene Ontology annotation, cellular component: nucleosome. The record is from RefSeq and is a predicted model, not a curated record. The transcript has a single exon.